Messenger RNA from Zerene cesonia (dogface butterfly), 3018 nucleotides. RefSeq names its product zinc transporter 1 (gene ZnT77C). Lineage: Eukaryota; Metazoa; Arthropoda; Insecta; Lepidoptera; Pieridae. Gene Ontology annotation, cellular component: membrane. Gene Ontology annotation, biological process: detoxification of zinc ion; intracellular zinc ion homeostasis; zinc ion transmembrane transport. The coding region runs from base 241 to 1320 and encodes 359 amino acids. The record is from RefSeq and is a predicted model, not a curated record. Gene Ontology annotation, molecular function: zinc ion transmembrane transporter activity. The transcript is spliced from 9 exons.
GUCGAUAACGUGGAUUGCCCGCGCAGCCGUCAGUGCCGUGACCGACGCCGGCGCAGCACCCCGUCGCGGCCGCACCGAAAGCGCAACAACAAUACGUCAAAAUAAUAUAAACAAUACAAUUGAUAUGUGCCUGACUGCCGACCCGUGUUUAGUAAACUGUGCCAUGACGAACAUUGCUUUUACUUUAAACAGUUUGUUUUAAUAGAAGCAGAACCUUCGAUUGUAGAGCGGAACCAGAAGAUGGCUAUGAAGGAGUGGUUACAAUGGCUGCCGCCACCGCGUUCGCUGCUGGCGCUCUUGCUUGCUGUGAUAGGCUUCAGUGGUCGGUUGUUUGCAGCACACGUGACACACUCACCUACCCUGCUGGUUGACGCCUGUCAUUCCUUGUGUCGGCUGAUUGGCCUCAUUACUACUUUACUAGCUUAUAAGUACGAGCGAGCUGACGAAGGCGCGGGUCGAGAAGGUAGACUACGCAAUACAUUCGGAUGGGCGCGAAUCGAGGUUCUGGGGAGGCUAUCUGUCCAUGUGCUCUUCGCGUCAUUCGCCCUAGCGCUGGUGGUCAACGCGCUACAACUUGGAGUCCAUUCAUCACACGUCCAGCCGCCUAGAUACCCACGGGUGAUCUUAGGAGCCGGCGUCAUCGGAUUACUAUUGAACGCCAUAAAUUACAUGUUGUUAGCAGGUCGUGAACUGAGCUAUAGUCGACGGUUGAGUGUGACAGAAGGUGGUGGAGUUGUACUGAAGUCAGGCUCAAGGGAACCGGUCCUUGCUCAUGCUCCCAUUGAUAUUGCAAGCAGUUUAUUCGUGAUGGGAGCCGGAUUAACGCUGGAAUGGGAAUCCAGUGCCGCAGGAAUAGCUGAUCCAGGGCUGUCGGCGUGCGCGGCCAUUCUUCUUGUUAUUUUUAACUAUCCUUUCAUGCGAUCUGCCGGGUUGGUACUGCUGCAGACAGUCCCUGAAGGCCUGGGAGCGUGUGAUCUGAGAGCAGCUGCGCUCCAGGUGCCUGGGGUGCUGGCGAUACAUGAACUGCACGUAUGGCAGCUUCAUCGAGACCAGCUGGUUGCUACUGCACAUGUGUCAUAUAAUACUGAAGAGGAUUUCCUGAAAAGUUCGAGUCUUGUCUGUGACGUGUUCAAACGUCACGGCAUCGGCCUCGUGACCCUGCAGCCGGAGUUCACGCUUGCUGCCAUCACUGGAACAGUAGAAGAAAAGAAACUCCUGGUAGAACUGGCAAACGCGUCGUGCCCGUGUCCUUGCGCGAAAGAGUGCUGCGCGCCGAGGUGCUGCGCCGCGCCACGGAAACCAUCCAUUACUCGCAUUUAACUCAAUUAUUGGUUCGCUCUGAAUUGCGACUAUAAUCUGAUGUGCAGGUUAUUAUACUCCAACCGUCUGUAUAUUGAAUAACAGUCGGUGGCACAUGUUUGCAAAAAUACUGCCAGUGUGGAAAUAAAUCGUACGUUUUGUCGCAAUAACGGUAUUCUAUGUUACGGUAAAUUCGUAAUUUUUUGAUAUCAUGUAAUAUUAGAGGUACCACCAACUACCUAUAAUAUAUAACUACCAACCUAUUUAUUAUUAUUAAGUCUAUAAUUAGUAAAGGACACAAAGAUAUAUAAGCUCUUUACAAAUAUAGUUUGUAAACAGGGUAUCUACAUUAUUCAAUAAUAAGCAUUAAAAUUGCUUAUCUGUAUAUAAAUUAUUAAUUAAGAUUUUAUAACAUAAAACGUAUCAAUAGUACAACCAAAGACAUCUAUAGCGCAAAGACAGUCUAUAAAUAGUAAUCUAUUUGUUUCCACUUUUCUUACCGACCGGCUAGCAUUUCUAACAAGUUUCUCGAAUGUACAAAAUAGGUAGUAAAUUGACAUGCUUUGUACUCAUAAAAGAAAGUAUAGAAACUGCGGAAGCACAUGAUAUGUUCUUAGCUUCAUGUCAUUGAUACGUAUCAUUGAAUGUGAAGAAAUGAUCCAUUGUGUGAUCACAAAUGAACUCAUUGUUAAAUCAAAUUAACAAUGGCCUUUCGUAUUACUGGAGAUAAUGAAGGCAGUAUGGAUCGCUGAUAAAACGUUAUAUAAAGCGAUUUUGAAAUAUCAUAUUUGACCUAAAUAUGUUAGGAUUUUUUGGAAGUUUUUCAAUUAUAUUAUUGUGGCUAUUGCUCAAAUAUUGUGUUCCUCUAAUUGAUACCUUUUAAUCUUGCCGGUUGCACAUGAAAUGUGAACCUUAUUUAAAGCAAGAUUUUAGUUUGUCUGUGGUGGUAUAAGUAUUAACAAUUUCUGUACUGACUUAUCGUCUACCGAAAUUGUAAAUUAUUAAGAAUAAAACAGAAACACCAGAAAGUGCACAACUUUAUUUGUAAUACUUAUUUAAGCUAAGUUUAAUUGAUAUCCCGUAUUACCAGACCAAGACCACCACCACAAAUAUUAAAAUAAUAAAUAACCACUAUAAUGUAGAAUGAUUAUGAUAUCAUGUAAAAAGUUAAUAUAAUUUUACUAUAAAUUAAUAAUUAAUGAUAUUUUAUAAGUUGUUUUUCGUUUGACGAUAAAACUAGUGAUCAUUCGGAUAUCCGUACUCGUCACAGAUUUUCUAGAGGAUCUUUUAUUAAUUAUCUAUUUCAUUUAAAAUUAUAAAAUGCUGCGUAAUAACUUACAUUGUAUUUGCAUAUAUAGUAGUUGUUUUUUUUUUAAAUAAAAUAUUUGUCACCAUAACAUACCAGUUAAAUGUAAAGUUCACCAAAACAACUAUUGCGUGAGAAAAUAAAGAUCCGCGGAUCUCGACACUGAAUAUCCGUAUCCGAUUCCGGCACAUCACUAGAUAAAUCGUAACCUACCACAUAAAUAGAAUAGUUUGAUGAUGAGAGGAAAAAUUGAAGCGACUGUGAUGUUCCUAGACAGUAUUAUAGGAAACGCUAGAAUUAUUAAGUUGACAGAGUGCCGAAUUAGAAGAUAAGUUUACAACUAAGUAGAAUAAGUAACGUACAAAUCUUUUGUUGAUUAUUAAUAAAUUAUAACAAAUGAAUGUUAAAUAUAA